AUGAUGAUUUCGAACUCGGCCAACGGCACAGCUGGCCAUGCCUUGGACCUGACCGUCCUAGGUUUGAACAGCGGGACAUCGAUGGACGGUAUCGACUGCGCCCUUUGCCGCUUCCGCCAGGAGACUCCGGAGUCGCCAAUGCAAUUCGAGCUGCUGAAGUAUGGAGAGAUCCCGCUAGAGCCGGUGAUCAAGAAGCGGGUGAUGAACAUGAUCCUACACAACCAAACCUCACCGUCCGAGUUGUCAGAAGUGAACGUCAUUCUAGGCGAAACGUUCGCGUCGGCAGUGCACCAGUUCUGUAAGGAAUUUCAUAUCGAGAUUGACUCGAUUGACGUGUUAGGCUCCCACGGCCAAACAAUCUGGCUACUUUCUAUGCCCGAGCCAGGCGAGACUCGGAGCGCACUUACGAUGGCCGAGGGCUCAUUCCUGGCCUCGCGCACCGGUAUCACCUCAGUGACGGACUUUCGCGUAAGCGACCAAGCUGCCGGACGCCAAGGCGCUCCGCUGAUUGCCUUUUUCGACGCGCUAGUGUUGCAUCACCCGACUAAGUUACGUGCCUGUCAGAACAUCGGGGGUAUCGCAAACGUGUGCUUCAUCCCUCCGGACAGCCAUGGCGGUGUAGACGAAUGCUACGACUUUGAUACCGGCCCGGGCAAUGUUUUUAUUGAUGCUGUGGUGCGUCAUUACACUAAUGGCGAGCGCGAGUAUGAUAGAGACGGGGAGAUGGGUGCGCGUGGUAUAGUCGAUCAGGAACUCGUCGACGACUUCCUACGUCAUCCGUAUUUCGCUCUAGACCCACCUAAAACCACCGGCCGCGAGGUCUUUCGUGACACGCUCGCGCAUGAACUUAUUACCAAGGCGGAGGCUAAGGGUCUCUGCCCUGAUGAUGUCGUUGCUACCGUUACCCGUGUCACGGCCCAGGCCAUUGUCGACCACUACCGUCGUUACGCGCCGAAAGACCUUGAGAUUGCCGAGAUCUUCAUGUGCGGUGGCGGCGCGUAUAAUCCUAAUAUCACGGCGUUUAUCCAAAAGCAUUAUCCAACUACGCGUAUCAUGAUGCUAGAUGAUGCCGGGAUUCCUGCUGGCGCUAAGGAGGCUAUCACCUUUGCCUGGCAGGGUAUGGAAGCUGUGGUAGGCCGCUCUAUUCCUGUUCCCACGCGUGUUGAAUCUCGUCAAGAAUAUGUGCUUGGAAAAGUCUCUCCGGGCAGGAAUUACCGCAAAGUCCUACGCCAAGGUAUGCUCUUUGGUACGGGCCGCGAUAAUCUCCCGCCAGUGAAGGAGCUGGUCAACUAUGUCGAUGGAAAGGUUUUCAACAACAAAUGGUAA
Penicillium antarcticum is the source of this 1326-nucleotide messenger RNA. RefSeq names its product UPF0075 domain protein. The record is from RefSeq and is a predicted model, not a curated record. The transcript has 3 exons. Bases 1 to 1326 code for a protein of 441 amino acids. NCBI's taxonomy places the organism in Eukaryota, Fungi, Ascomycota, Eurotiomycetes, Eurotiales, Aspergillaceae. Gene Ontology annotation, biological process: peptidoglycan turnover; amino sugar metabolic process. Gene Ontology annotation, molecular function: phosphotransferase activity, alcohol group as acceptor; ATP binding.